UCUGGGUGACCGAAGUUUUGGUCCGCCGGUGCUCCAUCUUGCACUGUUUGCUUCUAAAUAAAGCUGCCGUUGAUACGUGUUGUGUCUCUUAAUGGUGCAUCACCUUGUACAAGUAGAAGAUCAAAGAACUCCUCGUCAAAGAAAAGGAAUAAGCGACUAACCAGUGAAAAUGCCGCAGAAGCUGGAUUCACCGCUCCGAACGGUCGAAACAGACGAGUCUCCGCUCGUCAGCGUGCGCGACCGGUUCACGCUCGUCGUAUUCGGAGCCCCGAAAGUUGGUAAGACAACUAUCGUCCAACAGUUUCUAUAUGGAUCAGCGCCUGAGAAAUAUACUGCAACAAUAGAGGAAUUCCAUCAAGGCGAAAUGGAAUUCGAUGGCACUUCAGUAAUGCUGGACAUUAUCGACACCUCAGGAGCUAUGGAGUUCCCCGCUCAGCAGCAACUCAAUAUGCAGAAAGCGGACGCCUUCCUUUUGGUGUUCUCGUACAACAACCGAGAUUCAUUCGAGCAGAUCUGUCAGCUACGAGAAUCGAUAUUGAAGUUGAACCGAAAAGAGCCUAAGAUGGUCGUAGUCGGAAAUAAAGGUGACCUGCUCGAAGAGUCCCCGGAGCGAUGCGCUAUCACCCGUGAGCUCGCCGAGUCCCUUGCUGUUCUCGACUGGGAGGUUGGAUUCGUACAUUGCUGGGCUCGUGAAAACCGUUGCAUCGUGGAUAUAUUUAAUCGGCUGUUAACACUUUGCGGGGUGCCUUACGAGCUACCCGAGAAGCCUAAGAAGUCAAAACAACGCAAGAGUUCGAUACCGACUUUCGUCGCGAGUCCUUCUGAUCCGAAGAUCGCUGGCCGUAGACACAACUCUUGUAACAUCUCCUAAUCAAAAUUAACCUAUAUGAAUUCGUUACGCUCUGGAUUCGUCGAGAUACUCUCAUACACAAUCUGUGCUGACGGCUAACCUUACAUCGUGCGCCAGCCCGAUGUUCCGACGAUUCGUCCUAGUCUUAAAGUCAAGAGGCUAGCCGUCUCUAAUAAGGAACAUUUAGAAAAGAUCCAGUGACGCUGUGAAUGGAACAUUAUACCGCCCAAGGCGGUUUUCAUAGGCAAAAUUUAAGGCCGACGGAGCUUUGUCUGUGUUCCGUGCGGCAAAAUGGGACAGCUGUAUUGAUGUGUGACCACGGAAAUGUAAGCGUAUUUAGGAAAACACUAAGAAGGACUAUGGACUAAAAAUAGACACGAUCCACUGGCCCUAUAGUCCAUCAUUGAAGGUCUGUCACUACCAGAAAAUGACUUUUAUUAGUCACGCCUUUAAUAUUGUAAGACGAGAAAGUCUAUACUAAUGGUGGCCGUGAAUAGCCAGGCUACUUUGCCAAAAAUACAAAAAAGAGGCCUUCAGCACAUAUAUGUACACCUUUAUUAAAUAAUUUAUUCAAUUACAUCGUAUUUGAAUAUUACGCAUCUGCCUGCUGAUAUUUUUGUAUUUGUUUUAAGCGCACACUUUUUUGAAGGUUUUUUAUUUACAAUUCUAAUUAACAAAUGGCCUGAUUCGAAAUAUUCUGUAGUGCCACAUAUUGUCGGUUCGUUUUUCACUUAUGUUCGAGCGUAAUGGAAAUAACAAAAAUGUAUUUUUUUAGACCUGAGCUUUUCUGUUUGAGGCCAUUUAAGGCGUAUACCAAACAAUAGAUCGGAUUGUAGUAGAUACUCUGUGAUUAGUGGCUCUUGAUAUAGCAGGUACAAACUAGUAGCUGAUUAGAUGUCUAAUUGAGAUAGAACUGAUGCACUUGGUACUUCUCAGCCACGUGUAUCCACUGCCGUUCAAUGCCAUAAAAUAGACUGUAUAUUAAUAUAUAAAAACCUCAACACUUUAUAUAUCUAGGAAAAUAUAUUGUAAAGCCAUCAUACUGAAGAAAUUAAAGCCCCUGACGCUCGUUCAGCACGGUAAACAAGCUGGUUCUUCGGUCGGGUUUCAAAAAAAGUCUACGAAGCGCAGCUUAAUAUAUGCGUACAUGCUUUUAAUUAAUCAGGUGCAGAUCGACUAUGUCAAACGGAAAAAAAGGUGACAGGGGAGCAUUUGUCGGUACACAUUUGCAUUGUGAUGCACCGCGCGUGAUGUAACAAAAUGUGAUGAUCUCUAUAUAUAUAUAUAUAUAUAUAUAUGUGUGUGUGUGUCUCUGUGCCUGUGGUUGGAUAUGUAUAGAGAGAGAGAAAGAGAGAGAGAGAGAGAGAGAGAGAGAGAGAGAGGAAGAACAUACUAUAUUGACAUACAUUUAUUGUCCUAUCCGGCCAAAAGUACUCACAGAAUAAUAUACGCAAAAAACUCUAAUGUGUAAAAUAUAGUGUUAAAUUGUAGAUCAGUUGUGACAAUAAAGAAGGACAAUUUACUGGUGAUACUAAAUCAGGAUGUCGAUCCACUCACAGCAAAUGCUGUAUGGGCAAAUACGAGAGAUGUAAAAUAAGUGAUUUUUUUGCGUUAAUAUAAAUAAAUCUGGGAUUGGCUGUCUUCACGACGUAAGUAUUACCUACGGUAAUCUCUGGAUGUGAAUGUCAUUACGCGAGGAUAAAGUGCUGUUUGUUAAUUCAAUGAGAACCAAGGUGAAAUCAUAAAGGUAGCGGCCAUGAUGGCGAUACUAAAGCGAAUAGGCUGCCUGCUUGGUAAGAUCCAGCAGUUUCUUUUUACUGGUAUCGAAACUACGCGUGGUCGCAUAACAGUACAUCACUAUCAUCACAGAUUGACCAAAAUUCAUUAUACUAAGUAAGCUAGCACCGAAGGCACUGACAAAGAAAAAGACGGUACGAUCAGCUAGAGCGAAUCAGAUAGGAAGUAUAUACCGAUAAAUUGAAUGAGCGGAUUCAAAAGAAGCAGAUCAAAUAAAGCACGGAUUUCUAAUUAUUAUAUACCGAUAUACUGUCGCUAGUU
Messenger RNA from Varroa destructor (honeybee mite), 2908 nucleotides. RefSeq names its product ras-related protein Rap-2b-like. The record is from RefSeq and is a predicted model, not a curated record. Gene Ontology annotation, molecular function: GTPase activity; GTP binding. Lineage: Eukaryota; Metazoa; Arthropoda; Arachnida; Mesostigmata; Varroidae.